Desarmillaria tabescens is the source of this 1638-nucleotide messenger RNA. RefSeq lists its product as uncharacterized. The record is from RefSeq and is a predicted model, not a curated record. The transcript has a single exon. NCBI's taxonomy places the organism in Eukaryota, Fungi, Basidiomycota, Agaricomycetes, Agaricales, Physalacriaceae. The coding region runs from base 365 to 1366 and encodes 333 amino acids.
GAGAAUCAUGGAAUCAGCAAAUUUCCCUUCCAGCGACUCUUACAUGCUGUCGGCGCGAGGUGACCCGCCCAUCUUGGGGGUGAUGCCGGAGAUAUCGACUUAUAUCUUUUCUUGGGUCCGCAUCGCGAACGAGCGAGUUCGCUGCUAUGACACCCCCUGGAUUCUUUCUUAAGUCUGUCAAAGAUGGAGAGACAUCGCACUAUCAUAUCCUGAAUUGUGGUCUUGGGUUCUAAUCCAAGAACCACGGACUUUCAACUUUUCAGGUCGCGCUCGUCAGCUGGAAGUAUCUCUUCUUCGAUCCCAAUCCUACCCUCUCCGGAUCCAGUACAACGAAAGUGGUGAUCCGAAUGCGCAUCUAUGGGCUAUGCUCUUGGACCAUUGCGAUCACUGGCGCACCAUCGAAAUCUAUCUUUCCACAACGGACUUCACUCGUCGUCUGCCCAAGCCACAGAGACACACUCUCCCUUUGCUGGAGCGAUUCCGCCUUUCCCGGUCCUUCGAUAGCCACGUUGUCACCGUGUUUGAACUCGAUGAGAGCAUCCUGGACAUACUUGCUACAGCUCCCCGUCUGCACGAUAUCUAUGUGCUCGGCUUUCGAUCCCCGUCCUCCCUGAAUCUCCCUUGGUCCCAACUGAUCAAAAUUGAUCUCAUGUGCGGAUCCCCUCAAAAUGACAUCAGUAUUUUACGCAAGGCCCACAACUUGCAGCGGCUAUUUCUCAAAGAUCAUAUGUACAAUCUCAGCCUAUUUGACCCCAUCGUUCAUACGUCGUUGCGCGAACUGAGUGCACCUCAAGUCUACGCAUUGCCAUGUUUCACCUUCUCUGCGCUCAAGGUAUUAUUCACCCUGAUCGCCGUAGGCAGCACUCCAUCGCCUACCCCGAUUAUCCACGAGUUCAUUGUACGCUCGCAGUGCACUUUACAGAAUCUGCAUUUGAACGGCAUUGAUAUGGACCAGCCUCUCAUCAAUCUGCUAAAGGAUACGCCCACGGUUGAGGUCUUGCGUCUCGAUUUUGGGCAUCUCACACUGAACGCAUUUGAAGCCUUCAGCAAAUCGCUCGCGUAUCCAGAGGCGGAUAAGCCCAUCUCCCACGCGCUGCUGCCUCAUCUGGUGCAUCUGCAUCUGGAUAUAGGCUUUGACCUACCUAUGACCCAUGCAUUCAUAGCGAUGGUGCGGUCAAGAUGGUAUGUCGACCAGGAGCGUGCCGCACGACUACGCAAAAUAUUUUGCGCGUUCUUCACUGAGACGUCUUCUGAUGGUGUCGAAUUGUUUACACAAAUGGCUGGGGAAGGAUUAAAGCUCUAUAUUCCCAUGUGCGGGAGUGCUGUAGUCGGGGAUUCAAAUGAUCCUUACGAUUCUGAAGUCUAAGGUUGCUUUCUCUGGCCAUCACUAGAUGUUUCUUCACCUUGACGGGUUUGUCUCUUACUAGUCGAUUAUGUUGAUAUUUUGAUUUCUUGCUAUUUACUGAAUACUCAGAAAGCCACAUUUGGGGAUGUCGAUGUCGCCUCUAAAACAUGACAAGCUUUACUCAAUGAGGCUGCAAGGUGCAAACAAAUAAGGCCUUUUAUUUAUUAUAGUUAGUUCCUAUUUCCGAGCAAGUUAUCUAGUGUAGUCAUAGAGAUGAUAGCUGAUAAUAGCAG